Linum trigynum is the source of this 3128-nucleotide messenger RNA. NCBI's taxonomy places the organism in Eukaryota, Viridiplantae, Streptophyta, Magnoliopsida, Malpighiales, Linaceae. The record is from the annotation of a GenBank genome assembly.
CAUGAAGUUUAGGCCCGGCACGACUCACAAAUUAUUCGUGUUCGUGUCUGGCUGGCCCAUAUAUUUAGUGCACGUGCUUGUGUCGUGCUGUAACCGUGUCAUGUCGUGCUAGCUCAUGGACGGCCCAGCCCGGUGCCCACGUACACACUCGUAAUGUCGCCGGGUUUUUUGUCUUGUUGAACGCCGACACGCUUCCCCCCAAAACUUCAAAAAAGAAUUCAAAGAUGAAACGAGUUUGUUGUGCUCUACAAAAUGAGAUCAAUUUUUAAUAUAUUUCAAGGAACUUUUUUUCAUACCUCCCAUUACCAACUACAUACCAUAUAGUAACUUCUUCGUUUUUAAGUCAUUUUAAUUUGAAAAUGUUUACUCAGAAGGAACGAGUUCAUCAUGAUCUAUUGGAUCUACAAACUUCUGGGUAAAAAAAAUACAGAUAAAAAAUUAGCAUAUUUUACCACUUUUGUAUGUGGAUGGUAACUUGUGGUAAACAAUGAUGAAAGUCGUAAAUGAAUGUUAGUAUACUCCUACUAUCAUGUAUUCAACCUUCCUACAGUAUUGGUAUGUUUAUACCAUCAUAGUAUGCUUUCUUACCAUAUGGUAUUAAAUAGGAGCAUACCAUAUGGUAUUGACUGAUAAAAAAUGACUCGAUUUUUUUUUGUUCUAAAAAAGUAUCAAAGUUGAUAUCAUUUUAAAGAGCACAAUUAUUCUGAUUUAUCUAUGCAAAAAAAUUUAAAUUCCGACUUAAACGAGAGAGAAAUCGUUCGUUAAAGAUUAAAGGGGAAAAGAUAAAAAGGCUUUCUAUGAGAGAGAGAUGUUGAUGUCAUGCUAAUGUGGACGUGUUACUCAUGGUUACUCACCAUAAGCUUAAUCCGCUCCCGGUGAGGAGACGAGCAUUUGAGGUAGAUUGGUGGUUAUUUUAGGUAAAUUUUGGUUGUGAUUUUUUAUUUAUAUGUUUUUAUGAUACACUCUUUAAUUUGUAGUUGUAUAUUUGGAUUAAGACUAUUGUACAAAAAAUUAAAAAUAUUGAUAUCACCAUAGAAUUAACUAUUGUAAUUUACCAAUAACGAUUAAUUAUAUGAUAAGUUUGCAAGUCAUACACAUUGAUUAAUAAGUUUCUUUAUUUCAUAAUGUAGAAAGAAAUUGACUAAAAAUUGUGAAAAAAUAUUUUAAGUUAAUUUAAUAGAUGUGCAAGUUUUAGCUACAACUUAGGAGUAAGAACGAAGAAGUAACUAGAUACGCUAACUCGAACAACCUGAACCCGACCCGCCCGGAAAGAGCUAAAGCAUCACUUGAGCUUGAGCUUGUCCAUGCUUAUCUCUGUGGACCAAUCACCACAACAUCGUUCGGAAAGAGCAUAUAUUUUCUAUUGUUCAUUGAUGCCUACAGUAGAAAGAUAUGAGUUUAUUUCUUGAGGCAAAAAUCAUAUACAUUUAAAGCUUUCAAGAAAUUCAAGAUGCUCGUGGAGAAUGAAAGUUGUCGCUAAAUCAAAGCCAUGAGAUCUUAUAGAGGGGGAGAAUUUAUGCUGAAGAAGCUCAGCAGGUUCUGUGAAUAUCAAGGAAUUCACUAGUUUCUCACAGUCCUAAGAUCCCCACAGCAUAAUGGGAGUUGUUGAAAAGAAAAAAAGAAAUUGUACUCAACAUGGUGAGAAGCAUGUUGAAAAGCAAGAAUCUGCCAAGGGAGCUAUGGGUCGAGGCUGUUGAUUGUGCAGUCUACCAGCUGAACAUGUCACUGACAAAGAGUGUUCGGAAUCAAACACCUCAAGAAGCAUGGAGCGGAAGGAAACCCACAGCCUCUCAUCUCCGGGUCUUCGAAAGUGUCGAAUAUUUGCACGUACCGGAUCAAGAAAGGAAGAAGUUGGAUGAUAAAAGCAAGAAGUACUUAUUCCUUGGAGGCUAGGGACACUCUUAACAUUCUACGGGGCACAAGAUGUUUGAUUACGUGGAAGAGACACUUUUUUCAAAUUGUUUUUCAUUAUUAAGAAAGGAUAACAAAGAUAAAAUACGAGCUUGUUGAUCAUCAAUAGAGGCGUGGUAGUUGAUGAAGAAGCAACAUGAAACUGAACUGCUGAAACACAAAAGAAGACACUUGUAUCGAGCCCACCUAGUCACAGAGAGCCAGCCAGCCUAGAAGGAAGAUCAAAUGAAAGUCCAAGACAAUGGCCACAAAAAUAUAUACGUCUUGAAGAUCUUUAUGAUGCUACAACAUGCAUUGAUGAUGAUGAAUUGACACUAUACUGUCAUUUCAUUGAUAGUGAAACAUUGGAUGUUAAAGAAGUCAUCAAAGAUGAAAAAUGGAGAAAGGCUAUGGAUGAAGAAAUUUUUCAAAAAUAUUCUUUAUUUGCAUCAUUCAAAAAUGGAGAAAGGCUAUGUAUUAGAAAAUAUGAUGACUUUUAGAUAAAAUAAAUAAGAAACAUCUCUUUUCCAUGUGAAAGUGGGAUGCGGGUUAUUUGAGUGACAUGCAACCCCACAAAUAAGUGCGGGUAAAAAAAAGUAUCUACGAUCCACCCACAUCAAUCAUCAAUCCAUUGCAAUUUGGGUUAUUUGUGGGUGAAUCGAUAUCACCACGCAUUAGCCACCUACAUGCCCACCUGUAAGGUACAACUCAUCCGGCCAACUGGCAGGGUAAGAAACUAGUAAAACAUAAGGAUGGAUCAACUUGCCUUGCCUCGUAUGCGCACAGGCAAAGCAAUCAAAUCGGGAUUUUACAUAAAAUGAAAAUUUUGAGUAAAAUCAUAAUCAUAAAAUCGAAAAUUUUUAAAGUUUAUAUAGAAACAAACACCGAAUAAUAUUAAUAAGGUAAAUCAUGAAUAUCACAAAGACACAUAGUGAUAAUUUCUCAAGAUUAUUGUUCCAAUUCAACACAAAUGCAACCCAACUAAUUUGCAUCUAAAUUUAUAGAGUGGUUACUCAAAACAACAAAUUUGCAAUAGGGAGAUAAAUAAUUACAAGUACUUUGAUAUAAAAUUAUUAUUGUUCAUCAGUGCUUGUGUGUGAUGUACUAAUAUUUCAUUCGUUAUAUGUCAAUCAAAGGAUAGAUUUUGGCAACUUUUUUACAUGAUAACAAAUGAAUCUUUAAUUCAAUAACAAAGGACUAGAUGAUGUGAUAGAGAAGAAUAAAAAAAAGAUAUUAAC